UUUUGUUUGCAAUAAAUAUAAAAACUUUGUGUCAAAAUUAAAUAGCUUUGGUUUAGAUUUAAGAUUCAAAAUGGCUGCGCCCAUGAGCGAAGAAACGAUGUCUGAACCAGAGGAAGAAGAACCGGGGGAAAUCAACGAAAUCAACCCAUUAUCUCCCUACUUCAAUCCUUUAAAAGCUUUAUACUCCUCGAAGAUUGCUCUGCCUUUCCCUGAGGCAUCAGUGUUCGACAAUUUGUACCAGUAUGAAAGGGUUACAGGCAGCCGUGAACAAGCACGACAAGGGGGAGUCCGAGACCGGGGAAAGGAUGGUGGAGCCGCCGGGAGCAGGGCCGCUUCACACGGCGGGCAGCCCCAUGGUCCGUCACUGUCGGUGCCGGUGGCACAACAGAACAUUAAGAGCUCCCGACCGAUUCAGAGGCGAAAUGAACCAGUACAGCUUGGGACUGGAUUUAGAGCAACUAAGGACAUGCUUAUUGACACACAGAAGUACAAACCUGUAGUCUACAGAAAUGCUCUUACAAGAAUGUCAGAGUAUGCCACUGGACCGUUAUCAGUCCUGUUUCGCUGCAUGAAUGAGCGCUGUAAGGUCAGGGUCUGUACAAGGUCUUUCAAGGGGUUACGGAGCAUCUGCACCGGAUAUGUAGUCACAUUCGACAAAUUCUUCAAUAUGGCCCUCGUCGAUGUGGAUGAAACAUGGAGAAGGCCCUCUACUGGUCAGCGAUUUUACCAUGAGGAGAAAUUGACAUUCUCAAAGAUAAUGGAGAGUACAACAUAUAAUCCAAAGGAUUCUGUCAAGUUAACAGAGUUUGACAAUUCAAAAGCACAGCGUUCAACAGAGACAAGACAGCUGCAGAGGGAGACUGCAGCUUCAACAUCACACCCUAGAAGGAGUUCCAGUUUGCCAGAUAGAGACAGACUCCGGACAUUAGAAACGUCUGGUUCAACAGAGGUAGGAGCAAAGCCAUCUCCCUCACAUUCCAGAGACGGAGGACAACUGGACCAAAACAAAAGCAAAGAUUUGCACGAGAGGAGAAGCAAACAUACAAAGGAACAAAGUCACAGACCUUCACAAGAAUACAAAGAAAAGGACUUUAACAAAAACUCACAAAAGCACGUUCCAAAAGGUUCGCUUGAGAGCAGUCGCAAGGAAUCAGAGAAGCACAGUCACAAAGCUAUGCAGGAAAGAGGUCGACCAGAAUCACGAGAGAGCAGUCGCAAAGGUUCACAGAGAAGUAGUAGUUGCAAAAGUUUGCAGGAGAGCAGUAGAAAAGAUUCUGAAGAGCUCAGAGUGAAAGCCACCCAGAAGAAGAGUCGCAAAGAUUUGCAGGAUCGAAGUUCAAAACAUGGAGAAAGAAAAAAGGAAAAAACAAAAAAGGACAAGAGACAUGAAAAGGUGAAGAAGAGUGAAAAAGAUUCGCAAGAUUCUCUGUCAAGAACAGGUACUACAGAUAAGGAAGCAGAAGGAGGUGGUUCAGCAGAAGAUGAAGAUGACAUUGAAUUGCUGCAGAAGCGUUUUGCUGCUUUGCAGAAGGAAUUAACAACGCUAUCUGAUGAUGAUACAGAGACACAGGAGGAAGAGGGAGAAGAGGCAACAGAAACUGACAUUGAAACUCUCCAGAAGCGUUCCGCGGCUCUUCUGAAGGAAUUAACAACUCUCUCUGAUGAUGCGACAGAGGAGGGACAGGAGGCGGCAGAGGGAGCAACAGAAACUGACAUCGAAUUGCUGCAGAAGGGUUCUGCUGCUCUACAGAAUGAAUUGACAUUGCUCCCUGUUGAUGAGACAGCGGCACAGGAUGAGGAUCCGGGAGGGGGAGCAACUGUAAUGGAAUCUCUCCAGAAGCGUUUUGCUGCUUUGCAGAAAGAAUUAUCAACACUCUCUGACGAUGAGGAGGAGGGGAAGGGUGAGAAAGGGACAACAGAAACUGAAAUAAAGAAAGCAGACUUAGAAUCGGUCACAGAUUCUCAAAUCAUAAAUAGUGGCCAACCAACGACACAAUUGGCUGAAGGGUCAAAUGAGGUCAUUGACAUCAAAUGUCAGGCAGAGCCUAGUUUAGUGGGGAAAUUUGAAAUAACACAACAUAGCAAGGCUGUGGUUCACAAGGAGACUGAUGUUGAACAUACUGAAAGUGAAGCUAGAACUAAAGAAAAGAUGAGGGGUGGGAGAUUGAAGAUUAAACCUGAAGACUUUAAGAGGAGGCACGUGAACCAGUUGUUCAUUCGAGGCGAUAAUGUGGUGCUUGUAUCUGUGGACAGUAACUUACUACCGAGAUAAUACCUUCAAAUCUAUGCACUGCGCCCAAUUUCAUACAGUGGCUUUAAAGGCCAUGUCACUCGGGCAAUUUUUUUCAGGCAUUUGGAUGCAACAACUUGCACUACAUGUUUAUGCAAAAGGAACACUUCAACAGCAACUCACUGUCCCCAAGAAAAUAAUGGUGAAACUUUAAUGUGAAUCAUUGAAUGUUCUUAUUUAAGAUUGCCUGGAACUGUUUGGCUGUAAAUUGCCUCGUGUGAUGUGGCCUUUAGCAAAAACACUGUGUGGCACUUGGAUAAAAGAAAAACAGUUGUAUUUGAAAACAAAAGAUUUUUUAAUUUUAUUGAAAACUCAAUAGAUCAAGAUAAUGUAUGAUUUCAGGUCCAGUACUUU
Molecule: messenger RNA, 2644 nt
Organism: Asterias rubens (European starfish)
Lineage: Eukaryota; Metazoa; Echinodermata; Asteroidea; Forcipulatida; Asteriidae
Product: retinitis pigmentosa 1-like 1 protein
Exons: 5
Coding region: 71-2272 (733 amino acids)
Biological process (GO): mRNA 3'-end processing by stem-loop binding and cleavage
Cellular component (GO): U7 snRNP
Molecular function (GO): U7 snRNA binding
Source: RefSeq, a predicted model, not a curated record